Messenger RNA from Racocetra fulgida, 263 nucleotides. NCBI's taxonomy places the organism in Eukaryota, Fungi, Glomeromycota, Glomeromycetes, Diversisporales, Gigasporaceae. The record is from the annotation of a GenBank genome assembly.
AAGAACCUUUUUUAGUUGCUGAUAAGUUUGCACAAGAGAUUGAAACGACAAUAACAAAUAAUAAUAAUCUAGUACUAUAUCUAAGUAUUUUUGAUCAAAGCGAAGUAGAUUUUUAUGAAAAAAACUUAACAAUCCUUGAACAAAAAAUUGAAUUUGUUAAAGAAGUAGAUAGUAAUAAUUUAUCUGAUUCUGAUGAAAGCUUGCAAGAUGAUAGUACUAGCGAUAAAGAAAACAAUGAUCUUGCAAUAGCAAUUCAAAUAUAA